UGUCUUCCAGUCCUUAGACUGUUUUUGCUUGUCUUUGCAGGUAUUGAGGACACAGCUGCGUUAUCCCCAAAAUUUACCUUCAAUCCUAAAGAAGGGAUCGAUAAUCCCGCCUUGGUCAUAAAUGAUGACGUUGAAUUGUCGAUCUUGAUCAAGCCCAGAGUCUGUGUCCUGUCUAAGAAGAACCAUGAGGUGUUUGGCUUCUACCUGCGGGCUGAGAAGGGGAGGCAAGGACACCUCAUCCGACAGGUGCAGCCUGCAAGCUACGCUCAGCUGGCUGGGCUCUACGAUGGCGACAGGGUGCUGGAGAUUAAUGGGGAGUACGUAGAUAACUUGGCACAUUCCAAGGUUGUGGAGAAAAUAAAGCGGAGUGGCAACAAAAUCAUCUUUCUGGUUAUUGAUGAAGUCUCCUAUGAAGAUGCCAGAACGAGGAAUCUGAAUCUUGCAGAUUUUGUACAGGCUGAACACGGGGUCCCACAUGGUAAACCACGUCUCUGCUAUGUAGAAAAAGGCCCCGAUGGAUUUGACAUUCAGUUGUGCUCUCCUGAAGGUGUCAAAGGUCCAUUUACGUUGAGCAUCCAACAUGGGGGAGGUGCUGAAAAAGGUGGACUACAGAUGGAUGACAGGAUCAUUGAAGUUAAUGGAGUUAAUAUUGAGGAUUGCACACAUUUCCAAGUUGCCAAAAAGAUUAAAGAGAGUGGAGAUUCAGUAACGUUCCUCGUGGCUGAUCAGAAGACAGAAGCUUACUAUAGGGAGAAAGGCAUCAAGAUCAUUCCAGCCAUGGCCUGCUUCAAGCACUUGCCAUUCAAGACAAGGAAACUUUACUUAGUGAAAGGGAGUUGUGGCUAUGGAUUCCUGCUGAAAACUGAGAAAACAGUUUCUGGGGCUCUUGGUCAGUAUUUGUCAGAUGUGGAUGUGGGAAGCUCAGCGGAGACAUGUGGGAUGCAGGAAGGUGAUCGCUUGCUAAGUGUAAAUGGAGAGAAUAUUGAAGGGCUGGAACAUGAUGUUGUAGUGAAGAAGGUCAGACAGAGUGGAAAUCAGGCUACUCUUGUUGUCAUCAGCUCUGAAGGAGACAACUAUUUUACGUCUCUGGGGUUGCCUCCUUUGAUUUGCGAAGAUGAAGAAGAAAUUAAUCCAAGGCAGACAACAGAAGAUCAAACAGAGGAACCAGCACCACUUCAGCGACAUAGUCCUUGUCCAUUACGGGUGGCAGGAGAAAGAAAAACUGUUCCCACAGCCAGACUUUGCCACUUGGUGAAAGGCUCCAAAGGAUAUGGCUUCCAACUUUACAGUAUCACUGAUGAGCAAGGAGCUUACAUCCAGCAGGUUAUACCUGAAGAAGUCGGAUACAAGGCGGGAAUCCGGACUGGUGAUAUGGUGAUUGAAGUCAAUGGAAAGAAUAUAGAGAAAGUCGACUAUGAGGACGUUCUUCAGAGAAUAAAAGAAAAUGAGGUCAAAGUGACUCUUCUUGUCAUGAAUAAAAAAGAAUAUUGGGACUGCAAGGAUAACAACAUCCCAAUUAGCAGAGAGUCGGGCAGUGAAGACAAUGAAAUUAAGAAAACCAAGAAUCCCGAGAAAGGGAAUUUCUCCAGCUUUGACAUCAGGAAAACAAGCCUAAAAAAAAGCAGUACUUUUCCUAUUAUCAAGCUCAGGAUGUCAGGAAGAUUGAAAAAGAACACUUAAAACGAUAACAGGGCACCAGAUUUGUGGAGUGAUUUAUUUUUGUGAAGUUAUGGGAUUCGAUGAAGUAUUCCAAAACAACUAUCUCCUUGUCAUUUCUGAAACAGCGACAAACAAGGGAAAACACUGCACUUUAUUAAUCCUUAGGAAUACUUAGAUGGGGAGAGUAGUAGAUCAUGCUUUUCAAGUGACGAUAGGCACUUCUCACCUAAAUUUCUAUUGCUCCUUUUUAAAUGGAAAAUUAAUUAUCAUAGUCCAAAUUUUGAACUAUUUUUUUUAAGAGGGGUUAUCCAAUCAGAUUGGGAAAACAUGUCAAGGUGCACUUGAAUGUUAAGAAGUAAAAGUGCCAAUCUUAGAUUUGUGGGCAGUUAGAUGCUCUUGACCUAUUUAGGAGUGAGAAGGUGUGCAGUGGCCUGGCAUUUCUAUUUUAAUUGACAUUUCCUACAGUUUGUCAGUAUUUCUGUGGACGGUCACUUUUGGAACACGUAAAUGGAGAAAUGUAAUGGUGCGUCAAUACAUUUUAUUGCUCGAUACUCCAUGUGCAUUUACUUUGUACUUCAGCAAUAUGUAUUAUUAUGUUACACUGUACAGUCCAGUAUUUAACAAGCCAGUUUAGCAGAGGGCAGUGUUAAGUUGUUGGAUACCUGCUCUUUUUGUUUGUUGAAGAGGCUUAAAAGUUUUUAUUUGAAAAGGCCUGAAAUGACAAGAACAAUCAAUAACUGGCCUUCCUGACCUGUACUUUUUUCUCUCACCAUUACACCCUUCAAUAAAAUAACAAUAACAGAACAUUCCACGUGCACCUAACAUACUGGGCUGCCAUUGCCAGAGGCACUGCAUAACAGCCAAGCCUCCCAAAAGAUGACCACUCCAAAAUCACAAAAGAGUUAUUGACAGCAGAAUUGAUCUAAGACAUCACCUUUACAACUGCUUUUUCCUUAAAAAGAGUAUUAUUUCAAUAAAAUGUAUAUAGAUUCAAUAA
This is a messenger RNA of Amblyraja radiata (thorny skate), 2656 nucleotides long. Its product is annotated as Na(+)/H(+) exchange regulatory cofactor NHE-RF3-like. Gene Ontology annotation, cellular component: apical plasma membrane. NCBI's taxonomy places the organism in Eukaryota, Metazoa, Chordata, Chondrichthyes, Rajiformes, Rajidae. The annotation marks the transcript as partial. The record is from RefSeq and is a predicted model, not a curated record. Gene Ontology annotation, molecular function: protein binding; protein-membrane adaptor activity. Gene Ontology annotation, biological process: protein localization to plasma membrane. The transcript has 11 exons.